Molecule: messenger RNA, 1380 nt
Organism: Trichomycterus rosablanca
Lineage: Eukaryota; Metazoa; Chordata; Actinopteri; Siluriformes; Trichomycteridae
Gene: gjb1a
Product: gap junction protein beta 1a
Exons: 2
Coding region: 38-751 (237 amino acids)
Biological process (GO): cell-cell signaling
Cellular component (GO): connexin complex
Molecular function (GO): gap junction channel activity
Source: RefSeq, a predicted model, not a curated record
GUGUACCCGGACGCGCCCGGCACUCGUAACAGACAGGAUGAACUGGGCGACAUUCUACGCGGUGAUUAGCGGUGGGAAUCGUUACUCCACGGCCGUCGGGCGUGUCUGGCUGUCGGUGCUCUUCGUGUUCCGCGUGCUGGUGUUGGCGGUGGCGGCGGAGAGCGUGUGGAGCGACGAGCGCGAGCAGUUCACGUGUAACACGCAGCAGCCGGGCUGUAACAGCGUCUGCUACGACCACUUCUUCCCCAUCUCACACACCCGCCUGUGGGCGCUGCAGCUCAUCCUGGUGUCCAGCGCCGCCCUGCUGGUGCACAUGCACGUCAGCCAUCGCCGUCACAUCCAGAAGAAGCUGUGGCGGCGUCACGGUGCCAGCCCUGGGGACCUAGAUCGCGCGGGGAUCCAGGAGAUCAGCGGCUCCCUCUGGUGGACGUACGUCAUCAGCCUGCUGGUGCGUGUGGCCUUCGAGUCGGCGUUUCUCUACCUCUUCUACGCCAUCUACCCCGGCUACAGAAUGUUCCGCCUGGUCAAGUGCGACGCGUAUCCCUGUCCCAACACCGUUGACUGCUUCGUCUCACGACCCACCGAGAAAACCGUCGUCACCGUCUUCAUGCUGAUCGUCUCGGGCAUCUGCGUCCUGCUCAACGUGGCCGAGGUCGUGCUGCUCGUCACACAGGCGGCGAGUAAACACCUGAACCACGGCGACACGCCGCACAGCGGAGCCUGGAUCAGCCGCAAGCUCUUCGCUUACUAGAGACACUGAACGUCCAGAUACUUACGGCUUCCUUCACUGUGCGACAUCUCACACAGCACUCACACCGCCGGCACCGCUGCACCGCUUCAGUAAAAGUUCUAACGAUUAGCGGAGCUGCCGUCGCCUCAGAGCUAACGACCAACACACCCUCAGCACUUUUUAUUCACAUGAGACAGGAAGUGAUUUGGUGACGAGAACCAAUAAGAGCGAAGGAAAGAGAGACAAAAUUCUUUUUUAAAUUCACAUCCCCUAAUUGCAAUUCUGUCUGUUACCCUGUUACCCCCACAACACCCCCACAGCUGAGCACUUCUUUUCAUCUCGCACAGGAUCGGGUACAGAGUCGGGUACGGAGUGUGCUCUGGGAGCGUGUGCUGGCGCCUCAGACGGUCAGCAGGGGUCAGCAGGGGUCGCACUUACACCAGCCACGAGGAGCCAGGGCAGGUUUUAGCCAUCGUGUCUGUGGGGGCGCCCGGCCGGACACCAGUAUGACGUUAAAUCAUUUAAAAUCUUAUAAAAUCACAUGACAAAGAUUUAAACUUGCACAAAUGUAAAACUGCAGCAGGUCCAGAUGAUUCUAAAUCUGUACAUUAAUAAUCAAUCAACAUUUAAUAAAUAAACAUUUACUGCUA